Messenger RNA from Alternaria burnsii, 1995 nucleotides. Its product is annotated as bsd domain-containing protein. Gene Ontology annotation, cellular component: cytoplasm. Bases 1 to 1995 code for a protein of 664 amino acids. The transcript has 5 exons. The record is from RefSeq and is a predicted model, not a curated record. NCBI's taxonomy places the organism in Eukaryota, Fungi, Ascomycota, Dothideomycetes, Pleosporales, Pleosporaceae.
AUGUCUUCAGCAUUCGGCCCAAUCGCAGAGGAACACCAGGACAAAUUUGACCUCGGAAUUUGGCACGCGCUCUUCAACUGGGCAAACCUGACGGUCGCUGUCCAAAAUCAAUGGGGCGGCCCCGACUCUUCAGAUAAACGCGACUGGCUCGCCGGCCAGAUUUCAGAACUCUUCGCAGCCGAGCCUCUGACAGAUGCGGAGGAUGUCGAAGUUGUCCUCCUACAGGUCCUCGAGGACGAAUUCGGCGUUCGGGUAGAAGACGAGACCGAGGUCGCCGUUGCGCGCGAGAUCAUGACGAUACGGAAGGAGAUUGGCGAGGGCAACACGGCGACGGUGGAUGCGCUGCAGAAGAAGUGGCAAGAGCGCAAAGGAAAGGAAGUCUCGACUGGCAGCGUUAAUGUCAAGGAGACAAACCAAGAGGGGGAAUGGGACAGUGUGGAUGAGGAGAGCGACGAAGACGAUGAUGUCGAAAUGGGCGAAGCGCCUGCGCUUGUGCCCGCGAAACCGAAGCCAGAGCCAGAGGUGGACGAUGAGGGCUUCACAAAGCUCUCGCCCAACACACAAUCCCUCUGGAUCUUGCUCCCCUUCUGGACUAUCGUAGCUAUGGAUUCCGCCUACGACCACAUCCAGGAGGAGAGCUACCCGCAGGACCCCACCAAGCAGUCGUCCGCCAGCGGAGAUAACACCCACCAGGAGACAGCUAACAACUUCAACGCCGAGUUCCAAGAUGCUUAUAAAGCCAUAUCGAGCAGCCCUUGGGCUGCGCGCUUGGGAGGGUUCCUGGGUAACGUGAGGAAGCAGGGCGAGCAAUACUACGACAAUGCGAGCAAGCAAUAUGCGCCAUUGACCAAGAACGCUCAGGCUAGUGUUUCCAACAUCAUCAGUCACGCGCGAAAGAUUUCCCUCCAGCCCGGCGACGCUUCAACCUCCAAAUCCGCAUCCACCGACAAGGACGCUUCUGCCGAGAAGGCAAAGGAAGACACGGAAGCCCACCCCGACCGUCCUGAGUCCCUUGCCGCAGACAUUGUAAAGGAAGCAGAAGGCAUACUAUCGCGCUUCCGCUCCGAAGCUGCUAAAAGGCUCAAAGACGUCGAAAAGGCAGAAGACGCCGCCGACGAGGCACUCCUCAAAUUCGGCAGCAAUAUCCGCAACUUCCUCCGCGACGCUGUCACCAUCGCGCCUCCCGAAGCGGGCUCCGAGGCUGACAAGAAUGGCGACGUACUCUUCGAGUCCAAGGAUAGCAGCGGCAAGAAGGUUGUUCAUGCGACACGCUUCGACGCACAGCUCCAUGUUAUUCACUCGACACUCGACUCUUUCCUCAAAGAUCCUGCGAGCCCAGAGUGGGAGAAGUGGAAGGCGGCUUUUGAUGUGGACAAGAAGACUGAGGCUAUUGCCAAAGAUCUCGAGAAGCAUGAGGAGCUGAGGAGUGCAAUGGAGAAAUGUGUUCCGGAGAAGGUCGAAUACAAGGUCUUUUGGUGCAGAUACUACUUCCUCCGCCAUGUCAUUGAGAGUGAGGAGCAGAGGAGGAGGGAAAUGCUCAAGGCAUCUACACCUGCCGCCGACGAAGAAGUAGCCUGGGACGAAGACUCCGAGGAGGAAGAAGAGGAAGAGGAAUCAGACGACGAUGAGGAAGAGGAUGACGAAGAGGAGUCUUCCGAGGAGGAAGACUCUGAUGAUGAUUCUGAUGACGAUAACGCUACUGUUACAAAGCCCUCUACCACAAAACCCACCCCGGCACCCAAAACAAGCACACCCAAGCCAACCGACCUGACCGCCUCUGUCAACACUCUCAAACCUACCGAAGAAACCAGCAAACCUGCCACAACACCUGCAGCUUCAGCACAACCCCGUCGAUCAAACGAUGAGAAGAGCGUGGCCGAUAGCGAUGCCAGUUAUGAUGUAGUCUCUGGAACGACAACAAGGACGCCAAGUGUAGGAGAUGGAAAGAAGAAAGUUGUGGCUGAGGAGAGUGACGAAGAGGAAGAUUGGGAAUAA